ACUCGACUAUUUUUUUUUUCCCAUGAUUUAUCUUGUAUUUCUUUUUACUAUCAUUGUGGCUAUCUUUGGAAAACUAUGGAUUUGGUUAUCACAUUACUCAAUUGCUCUCAACACUAGGGCUAUAUUCCAAUCUACAGAAUUUUCAAAUACACCUGAAGUCAAUCAUCCUGUCUGGUUACCAAUUCAAGGUACAUUACCCAACUGGCUCAAUGGAAUACUUUAUCGAAUCGGACCUGGUCGAUUUAUUCUAAAGGACCAAAAUGACAACUCAACUACUGGAGAUAUCACCAUUAUUCGUCAUGCUUUUGAUGGUAUGCCAUUUCUUCAUCGAUUUCAAAUAUCAGCAACAACUCAAAGAGUACGUUAUAACUCACGUCAUUUGUCAUCAAAAGCGGAAGAGCUGAUUCGUCAAGGGAAAACAACUGCCUUCUUUGGACAUGUGUCUUUUACAUCAUCUACCUGGACACUAUUUAAAAGCUUUUUUCGACGCUUCAUCUUAUUUACUCUUCAAUCUCAGACAACAACUAUGAUGGGUCAUCGGCUAGAUCCUUCCUCAGCCAUGGUUGGUGUUACGCCUACUCCUAAUUACUCGUUACCUAAAUCAAUAUCGAUGUCUAAUCCUACUUUGGUCACGAAAACAGAUGCCAAUUUAUUACAAAAGAUUCAUGCUGACAGUCUAGAACCUGAACUUCUUUAUAAGUAUACUGAAAUUCAUCCACAAUUGAAAGGUGAACUUUCCGCAGCACAUCAUCAACAUGAUCCAGAAACAAAAGAAAUUUUUAAUUUUACUUUGAAAAUCGCUCCAACGCCAACACUUACAGUAUUUUGUACAACACCAUCUUCUCAAGUUACUAUCCUUGCAAAAAUCACACAUCGUCUGGAUCCCAAACGAACUCCUAUUCGACCUUGUUAUAUCCAUUCUUUUUGGUUAACAAAGAACUAUAUCAUCAUACCUGAAGCACCUCUCUAUUUUCGAAACUAUGGAUUGGAUUUUAUAGUUAGUGGAUCUGUACUUAGUGGAUUGGAAUGGAAUUCAUCAUCUCCAACUUAUCUUCAUGUCAUCAGUCGACGUCCAGGUCUUGGUCAUAUUGCUAGUCUUCCUGUUGACUCAUUUUUUACUUUUCAUGUAAGCAAUGGUUGGGAAGAAAUGGAUGAUAAUGGUACCGUAUUGAAUCUGGAUUGUACAGCGUUUCCUGAUGGUGAUAUUAUGCAUCAACUACACACCUUUGGACACCCUCUUCCUUCUGACAUUCAUCAAUCAUCUUACAAUAAUCAUUCUAUUUAUCCACCAACACCUCCGACAUCAUAUGACGUUCUUCAAAGUAAUCUAUGGAAAGAUGGCGCACAGAAACAACGUCAAGACAAAUGUAAUGCAUACACCAAACUAAAGCAAACAAAACAUCAUGGAUUUAACCUUCCUCCUUUACGACAAUCAUCGUUUGGAGAAUUACGACGAUACAGAGUGGAUCUUCAGUCAAUGGAUUCGGUCUCAUAUACCACGUUGUUGACCAAUGUGGAAUUCUUACGAUUCAAUCAAGCAUACAUCACCAAACCUUAUCGCUACGUAUAUGGAAAUCAAUUAAUAUCUGCCACACAUGAAGAAGGGGAACGGUACAACUUGGUCAAGAUGGAUCUGGAGACAAAACAAACAUGGAUUUUUCAAGGCAUGGAUUAUAUCUGUUCAGAACCUAUCUUUGUCCCUCGACCACAUGACAACCAUCAACGAUCAGAAGAUGAUGGAGUCUUACUUAGUUUUGUGAAUGUCAUCAAUACUGAUCGGCGGACGAAAUAUUGUUUUUUAUUGGUAUUGGAUGCCUCUACAAUGAAGGAAUUGGCUCGCUGUCAUAUUGGUGAUUUUACUGCUACUACCUUCCAUGGUUCCUUUGUUGAUCAUGAAUUCAAAUCGAUCUCUAUUAAUUAGUUUUAAUUUUUUAUUUAUGUAGAUAGUUUGAACCUUUUUCAUAUAUUGAAUAAACGCUUUUUUGGAAUCUGCU
Messenger RNA from Halteromyces radiatus, 1994 nucleotides. RefSeq names its product carotenoid oxygenase. The record is from RefSeq and is a predicted model, not a curated record. Bases 23 to 1921 code for a protein of 632 amino acids. Gene Ontology annotation, biological process: carotene catabolic process. Gene Ontology annotation, molecular function: carotenoid dioxygenase activity. The transcript is spliced from 3 exons. Lineage: Eukaryota; Fungi; Mucoromycota; Mucoromycetes; Mucorales; Cunninghamellaceae.